UAAUUUUCAUCAUAAACGAAACGCGAUGUCUCAUCAUUCUAGUUCAAAUAAAUCCUUCAUAAAAGUAACGCAAUUUUCUUUGGAUUUUCUUUAGAGUAGUGCUAAGUCUUAUAUGAUUCGUUAUUUUCUUUGUCAUGUCUGCACACCACUUAUCUGUGUUUACCAACGUGCCUAUCGACCUGUAUUUUAUCUUUUUAGGAUCACUUCAGGACUCAGUUUAUUGCAAAGCUUAAUGCGGCUAACACUGUUUUGGAAUCAGUAGAGCGAGCUGGAAGAGAGGACCUCAUGUUAUAUAAUUAGUCAUUUUAAGUAUUGGAUCGAUAUUUAAGAUUAAGUUGUUUUCGGUGGUAACGUCGUCGUAGUCUAGUGGUUCCUACUAUCAUUUCAGUCAAGAGGGUCACGAGCUCGAAUCCCUCUGCAAAUCAAGAACACAAUCUAGAAGAGUGUGCUGUCCUCAAUGCACGAGGUUGAGUGUCCCCCUGAUCCGGUGAAUUGACGCUCAUGCAAACAACAUAAACCCUCUCUAUCGGUCCUAAUCAAUUUUGGAGCAAUUGUUUAUAAUAGCGGACGACAUUUCCACAUCGUGUUUGAAUAUCUCAGCUCAUAAACGUGCUCUUCACUGUCGAACCUCUACCGGCACGACUCAGCCCUUGCAACGCUAUAGAUAGUAUCAUCAGGUUGGAAUCCACUAGGAGUUUAAUUGGUGUGGAUUUAGAAGGAGGUUAAUCACAAUGUCUUCACCCGAUCCCGUGUACCAUACCUUACAACCUCCCGACGACGUCAACGAAGAAAGCAACGAGCUUGAAGUGGGACUUGACGAUCAGGAAGAUGAUCACGGUAUUGACGGCGAUAUGACGAGUAGGAUUCGGUCAUCGAAUGGUUGUUCAACUGACUUACCGACAAGGAUUGUAGAAAACCCACCGCCUUACGAGCCUACGCACCAAGACAAUCUCCUUUCAUACGAUGGAAGUUUUCCAAUGGCCUCAAUGUCAAGAGAUGCAUACGGUAUGGACGAUGAUGAGGACUUUGACGACGAUGACGAAAAGAAUCCUCCUAAAUGUGGCUGGGGAAGGUUUACUCCGAGUUGCAUGAGUGUAUGCAUGAAUGUGAAAGCCUACCUGCUCGUCUACUCCCUGAUUGGUAUAAUCCAAGUGAUGACGUCAUAUGGGAUGGUAUCUAUUGCUGUAACAACCAUUGAGAAACGCUUCCAGCUGACCAGUUUUCAAAGUGGAAUCAUCCUCAGUGCAUACCAGUUCGCCAGCAUGACAUUUACCAUCUUUAUCACGUAUAUUGGCGAGCAGCGUCACAAACCUCGCUGGGUAGGUGUAGGAUCUUUGUUUCUUGCCUUAGGUUCUAUCAUCUUCACCCUACCUCAUUUCUUAAGUGAUUUUUAUAACCCAGAGGACCAUACCGGUGAUGGAUCCAUCAAUCCAGGGGUGUGUCCAAUGGUCAAUCUCAGCAUGGGUGUGACCAAUGGAAAACUCGACAUAUGCGAUAGCGGGAAUACAACAGAAAUCGGAGGUGAAAGCGGUGAAGAUCCUUCGAGAUUCUUAUGGUUCUUCAUCUUAGCUCAGAUCUGUAACAGCCUUGCUGCUGCCCCUGUCUUUACCCUCGGCUUAACUUACAUGGAUGACAACCUAUCAUCUAAAACAUUUGGCUUAUACAUGGGCAUUUUCAACGGAAUAAUGAGUUUUGGACCAGCAGCUGGGUAUUUCAUCGGGAGUAUAACACUCUCACUUCAUACCAACUUCUACGCUGAUCUAUCAAGUGUUACCAUCACUCCUGAUAACCCACUCUGGGUAGGUGCUUGGUGGCUUGGAUUUCUCAUCAGUGCUAGCCUUGUUGCUCUAUCGGCAUUCAUAAUUAUGGCCUUCCCUAAAGCCUUACCAGGCAUGAAGAAGAAACAGCGUGAGAAACGUCGACAGGGGAACAAAGGUAGUGAGUUUGUGGUUCGAUCAGGACUUGGUAAUUCAAUACGAGACGCCCCAAGAGCCCUUGUCAAAAUCCUUAGCAAUGCCCCUUUCCUCUUUCUCGCACUGGAAGCAGCAACCGAUUACUUUAUUGGGACGGGUAUCUUUAUAUUUACACCAAAGUUCGUCGAGUCGCAAUUCAAUAUGAACGCCAGAGAUGUCGCCAGAUAUUUAGGUAUCAUGGUAAUGACACAACACUUUCUUGGGUCUAUCGUCAGCGGCGCUUUAAUCAAGAAGUUUGAUUUAAAGUUUGAAGGCCUUCUAAAACUUAGUAUCUGCUCAAUAAUCUGCUCUCUACUACUGGGCCUAUCAUUUCUCAUGCAUUGUCCUAAUCCACCAUUGGCAGGGAUUACAGUGGAAUAUCAAACAUCGAUACCGAUAUCUAGUGAUGAGAUAUCACUCAUCUCACCAUGUAACUCUCAUUGUACAUGUCCUGACUACUUUGAACCUGCAUGCGGGGAAGACAAUGUCAUGUACUUCUCUCCUUGCCAUGCUGGAUGUACCGAAGAUGAAUACGUGGAUGAUGACGGUAAAAAGAUAUACACCGAUUGUCGAUGCAUAGUGCUUAAUAACGAUACGUUCAUAUCUACCUAUGAUGACGUCACAACGGAUAGAAGAGAUCCAUACGGAGGUGUUAAACCAGGGCGCUGCCGAACCUCAUGUAAUUUACAAUGGCUUUUCCUCGCGUUACUUUGGUUUUUUGCAUUCUUUGGGACCAUGACGUCUAUUCCUGCUUGGAUUGCAACAUUGAGGUCCGUCUCCUAUUCACAGAGAGCUUUCGCCCUAGGUGUACAGAGUCUGUUCUAUGGUGGUUUAGGUACUGUUCCAGCACCCAUCGUAUUCGGAUUGAUAAUUGAUCAGGCAUGUAUUAAAUGGGACGAGUCAAACUGCAGUGGGUCUGGGGCCUGUCUAGUCUACGAUAAUCAAGCAUUCUCUAAAUAUUUCCUCAUCCUUGCCUUGUGUUUUAAAUCAGCCUCGUUAGGUUUAUUAGUGCUCUCUCGAUCGUGCUACACCCCUACUGAGGAGAAGCUUGAUGCCAGAGAUGUGUAUGCCGGGCGGUCGAGACCACGACUUCCCACAACAGAACUUUAAUGAUGACUCAAAAGAGGGACUUUAUACUGCUUUAUUCAUUUUUCAGAAGAGACUUUUAGAGAAGAUGGUCUGGCUGAUUCAGAGAACUGGCCUCACAGUACAGACGCUGUUGUUUUUUGUUUUUUUUAACAAGAGAAGAUAGUGGAGUGGAGAGUCGUUCUGAUACUGAAACUGCUGUUAAAACGCAAUCAGACUGUCAGACUUUGAUGGAAUUACUUGUCAUAUUUUGGCUCAUGAUGGCCUUACGAUAUAAUAAGAUACAUAUCUUACAUGUCGUACAGCCUCCGGAGACAGAGACGUGCGCUCACUGUGCAACUACUGUACAGGGAACAUAUCCACUAUUAUUUUAGCUCAUAUUACUGUUGACUAUGAGUCUUUAUAGCACAUAUAAACCCGGAGACUUUUUCGUAAAUGACGUCGUUUCAGGCAGAGUUUUGAUCACAGGGGUGCCUCACGGAGACUGUUUGUUCAAACAUUACUUAGAACCGGGCUUAUAGAAUAACGUAUAUCGACAUUGCAUGUCACUGUUCGAACUCCAGGGGCGGAUCCAGCCUUCGCCAAUAGGGGGGGGGGGGGCGGAAUUUGCUUUCAGCC
Molecule: messenger RNA, 3656 nt
Organism: Lytechinus variegatus (green sea urchin)
Lineage: Eukaryota; Metazoa; Echinodermata; Echinoidea; Temnopleuroida; Toxopneustidae
Product: solute carrier organic anion transporter family member 4A1-like
Exons: 14
Coding region: 732-3062 (776 amino acids)
Biological process (GO): sodium-independent organic anion transport; transmembrane transport
Cellular component (GO): membrane
Molecular function (GO): protein binding
Source: RefSeq, a predicted model, not a curated record